UUCAGUAUCUUUCAAUUACAUUCAUUUAUUGUAUAUCGUCAAAUUUAUUUUAAGUAAGUACUGUUUAUAUUUAAUUUUAAAUAAAAAAAUUUAGAAAGAUCCCGCGGCGAGGGUCCUCUCUCGAUAAUCACAACCUUCCAUGGCGUGUCGCCGAUUAUUCGUUUCUGAAAUUCGAGCGUCUUGGCCGGCACAGAUUCUCAGAAACCCCAACAACCUCUGCAUCCGCCAGACCUCCUAGAUUUUCUGCCUCCUUCUCCUCUGGUCUCCCAAUAGUCUUCCACUCUUCCCACUCCCCUACCACCCAUGGCGGCGAACCCAGAAAAUGACGAAAGGACCCUCCACGACGAACUCUCCCUCCCGGUCCUCCUCGCCGAUCGCGUCAUCAAAUCGGCCCAGGAAGCCGAGUCCUCCAAACUCGACUGCGCCGACCUUGCCAAGCAAGUCGACCGCCUCUCUCAAAUGCUCCGAUCCGCCGUCCGAAUCGCCGCCGCCACUCAGUCUCUCUACGAUCGCCCCGUCCGCCGAAUCGUCGCCGACGUGGCAAAGAACCUUGACCGGGCGCUGACCCUCGUACGGAAAUGCAAGCACAGUGGGGUCCUCCGGCAAGUCUUCUCCAUCACCACCACUGCUGAUUUCAGAAAAGUGUCCAACCUUCUGGAGUCUUCGAUUGGAGACAUGAAGUGGCUUCUCUCGGUGUUUGAGUCUGACGGCGCCAACCUCUCCCUGCCGCCGAUCGCCAGCAACGACCCGAUACUCAGCUGGGUCUGGUCAUACAUCGCGACCAUUCAAAUGGGUCAACUCAGGGACCGAGUCGACGCGGCUAACUCGCUUGUUUCACUCGCUCGAGACAACGACCGGAACAAGAAGAUAAUCGUCGACGAAGGCGGCGUGACGCCGCUGCUAAAGCUUCUGAAAGAAGGGUCUUCUCCGGACGCCCAAAUCGCCGCCGCCAGUGCUCUGUUUCACAUCGCCACUGAUCAAGAAAGGGUCCGAAUUAUAAUUGAUUUGUUGGGAAUUAACGUUGUUGUCUCGGUUUUGGGCGAUUCCCCGAUGAGGGUUCAGGUGUGCGUGGUGAGAUUGGUGUCGGAAAUGGCGGAGCUUGACCCGGUGGCGCAGGAGGAGUUAGGCAGAGAAAAUGUGAUUAGGCCUUUGGUGUCUCUGCUGGCAAUGGACACGGUUCUGGAUGAUCCGAAGGUGCAAUCGGGUAAGCCUAGCAUUCAUAAUCUUGUUCAGAUUAAUAAGCAGUUAGCUGUAAAUGGUUUGAAUCCAAAUAGUCGUUUGUCUUCCUUUUCGAAUCAUUAUCAUUCGGAUGGUAGUAGUAGAGGUGGCGGGCAUCAUCGAAAAGAGAGGGAGAGAGAGGCGGAGUCCAAUCCUGAGGUGAAGCUUGAGCUGAAAGCCGGUUGUGCCAAGGCAUUGUGGAAAUUGUGUAAAGGGUGUUUGUCGAAUAGUCGAAAAGUUACAGAGCCGAAAGGGUUGAUUUGUUUGGCAAAGAUUAUUGAGAAGGAAGCAGGGGAGUUGCAGCUGAAUUGCUUGAUGACUGUGAUGGAAAUAGCCGUGGUGGCGGAGUUCAAUCCCGACCUUAGAAGAGCGGCUUUUAAGCUUAAUUCUCCAGCUGCAAAUGCAAUUUUGGAUCAGCUUUUGAGAGUGAUUCAGGAAGAGGCUAAUCAGGAAUUGCAAAUUCCUGCCAUUAAAGCAAUUGGGUCAUUGGCAAGAACUUUCCCUGCUAGGGAGACCCGGAUAGUUGGUCCUCUGGUUGUCCGGCUUGGCAGUGCGGAUGUCGAUGUGGCAAUUGAGGCUGCCAUUGCAUUAGGGAAGUUUGUGUGUACGGAGAAUUUCAAUUGCGUGGAGCAUUCCAAGACGAUUAUUGAGUUUGAUGGGGUUCCUUCUCUGAUGAGAUUGUUAAGGACAACUGAUCGAACUAGUGAACGGGGUCAUGUCAAUUGUUUAGUACUACUAUGCUAUCUAGCAUCGCAUGUUGGCAAUAGCAAGGCUCUUGAACAAGCACGGGCAUUGAAUACUCUUGAGGGGGGAGCUCGAUAUCUUGUAGCUCAAUAUCCCGAUUUGAGGGAUUUGUUAGCCAAAGCCAUACACAAUCUCACACUUUAUCAGGCUGGAGCUCAUCCCCACAGGCAAACCUUCAUACCGUAAGCACUUGCAGUUUCAGUCAUGUGAGUUUAUCCUGUUUUUGUAAUAUAGAGAGGCAAAUUGAUUUAUCGCCAUCAUAACAAAUCCAAAAUUGAAUGGUGCACGAAAUAUUUCUUUGUAAUUUUGUAUCACAUAUGUAUGAUCACCCUACUGUGUCAGCUGUUGUUUUUUACAAGAUGAGUGGAUGUUUAGGCAUGUAUCAGCAAUCUGUUGCACAUAAUUUGAAGGUAUCUUAUUGUUUCGAUGAA
Molecule: messenger RNA, 2393 nt
Organism: Pyrus x bretschneideri (Chinese white pear)
Lineage: Eukaryota; Viridiplantae; Streptophyta; Magnoliopsida; Rosales; Rosaceae
Exons: 1
Coding region: 304-2148 (614 amino acids)
Biological process (GO): cell surface receptor signaling pathway
Molecular function (GO): protein binding
Source: RefSeq, a predicted model, not a curated record